Adineta steineri is the source of this 333-nucleotide messenger RNA. The record is from the annotation of a GenBank genome assembly. Lineage: Eukaryota; Metazoa; Rotifera; Eurotatoria; Adinetida; Adinetidae.
AUGUCAAUAAUUUUAUUUUAUAUACAAAUUCAACGUUUACAACAAACAAUAACUUCAGAGGCAAAUGAAUCUAAAUUAAAAGAAUGGUUUUUAUUAAUUUCACCUGAAAAUAAUAUAUCAGACGAAUUACAAAUAAAACGUGAAACUAUCAAAUGUUAUGAACAAGAAUUACAAUCAAUGAAAGAUUUAUUCGAAAUAACAUUUAAAGAAAAACAAAUACAAAAUGAUCAAUUACAACAUGAAAGACAAUUAUUUCAAACUAAAAAUAAAGCACUUACACAAUUAGUUAUUCGUGAUCGACAUAAAAAAGUCAACAAAUCAAUUAAAUUCUAA